Molecule: messenger RNA, 2601 nt
Organism: Amyelois transitella
Lineage: Eukaryota; Metazoa; Arthropoda; Insecta; Lepidoptera; Pyralidae
Gene: Cyp301a1
Product: probable cytochrome P450 301a1, mitochondrial
Exons: 9
Coding region: 38-1627 (529 amino acids)
Molecular function (GO): monooxygenase activity; iron ion binding; heme binding
Source: RefSeq, a predicted model, not a curated record
GCGAGCCCAACCAGUCGUGAGUCCGGCCUUAACCGCCAUGGGUCGCUCGUUGCACUCGUUCACCGCGUACGCGCGCCCUUACGUAGCAAAAAACGCCAGAUAUGCAACCACAGGAUGCCCUUUCUCAAAACGCCAGAGGUCCCAAAUUGCCCCGACGGCCGAAUUGAACGAAGAGAUCUUCGCUAACGCCAAACCUUACUCUGAAGUCCCGGGACCUAAGCCUAUUCCUCUCUUGGGCAAUACAUGGAGAAUGGUCCCUGUUAUAGGACAAUUCGAUAUAUCGGAAUUCGCUAAAGUGACGAAGAUGUUUAUGGACAAAUACGGGAGGAUUGUCCGUUUGGGAGGACUCAUCGGGAGACCGGAUUUGCUCUUUGUUUACGAUGCCGACGAAAUUGAAAGAAUGUAUAGGCGCGAAGGGCCUACGCCCUUUAGACCAUCAAUGCCCUGUUUGGUGAAAUACAAAUCUGAAGUGAGGAAGGAGUUCUUCGGAGAUUUGCCAGGAGUUGUAGGAGUCCACGGAGAGCAAUGGCGGAAAUUCCGCUCGAAGGUCCAGCGUCCCAUACUCCAGCCGCAGACCGUGAAGAAAUAUGUUACCCCGAUCGAAAUGGUCACCGAAGAUUUUAUAAAGUAUAUGGAGGAUGCAAGAGACGAGAACGGGGAUCUACCUCAUGAGUUCGACAACGACAUUCAUCGGUGGUCACUCGAAUGUAUCGGCCGCGUAGCUCUAGACGUGCGACUUGGUUGUCUUACAAGCAAAGUGUCCAAUGACUCCGAGCCGCAGCGUAUCAUCGACGCAGCCAAAUUUGCGCUGAGGAAUGUGGCUGUGUUGGAAUUGAAGGCGCCAUACUGGAGGUACAUCCCGACGCCGCUGUGGACCAAAUAUGUGAACAAUAUGAACUUCUUUGUGGAGCUGUGUACACGCUAUAUAAAUGAAGCCCUAGAGAGACUUAAGACCAAGAAGGUGACAUCUGAUAACGACCUCUCAUUGCUGGAGCGAGUACUGAAAAGUGAAGGGGAUCCUAAGAUAGCUACCGUUAUGGCUCUCGACCUGAUUCUAGUUGGAAUUGAUACGAUAUCAAUGGCAGUGUGCUCCAUACUGUACCAAGCUUCAAUCCGUCUGAAGCAGCAAGAGAAGAUGGCGGAGGAGAUCAGACGAGUGCUGCCAGACCCUAGCAAACCUUUGACUUAUGCUGAUCUAGACAAACUGCAGUAUACGAAGGCUUUCGUUAGGGAAGUGUUCAGGAUGUAUUCUACAGUAAUCGGAAAUGGACGUACCCUUCAAGAAGACGACGUUAUCUGCGGCUAUCAUAUUCCGAAAGGGGUUCAAGUGGUGUUCCCGACGAUCGUGACGGGCAACAUGGAGGAAUUCGUGUCUAAUCCUGAGGAGUUCAAGCCGGAGAGGUGGCUGGAGUCCGGCGGGAAGCUGCAUCCCUUUGCGUCUCUUCCUUACGGUUUCGGUGCCAGGAUCUGCUUGGGGAGACGAUUCGCUGAUUUGGAAAUACAAGUGCUUCUGGCUAAGUUGCUCCGAAGAUAUCGGUUGGAAUACCAUCACGAGCCCCUGGACUACGCGGUCACCUUCAUGUACGCGCCCGACGGCCCCCUGCGCCUGCGCAUGAUUGAACGAUAAACUUUAACACGCAGCGUUUUAUUUUAGUUUUAAUUCAUAUUAAAAGGCUAUUCACGAAUUACAUUUUGAGGAUACCCCACUGAUACUUUUACAUUUAUCGCCUUUUAAAGACAAUGCAGAAAUUAACUUUAUCGUAACGUUUGAUGCGAAUUUUUCGUUCAUGAAUCUAACUAGUGCAAUUUCGGUGAAGCAUGCAAUAUACAACAUAUACAUAUAUAAUACAUACAUUCGUUUAAGUUAUUUUAUACUUAAUUCAAUAAUGUUUAUGUAUCUGCGAGUGUAUGUAUUGAUGAUUAUAUACGAGUACCUGAAUUGUUGUUACAUUGAAUAUUUCAAUUUCUAUGGUGCCUUCGAUUCGAUUUAGUCAUACUCGUAAAUAAUGUGAAUUUUUAUAUGAUGAUGAAGAAAGAAAGGCGUAAAGUGACCUAACUUUUGGCUCAAAAUAAAACACAUCUCUGUUUAGAGGUUUAUGGAAGAAAUUUGUUUAAAAAACAAUACAGAAUGCUAACAAAAUUCAAUCUCAGUUUAUUUUUCCAUGUCUGCAUUAGUUUUGUUUUUUUUUUAAGAUAUCUACAAUUAGAGAUAAAUACUUUGUUAUAAACAAAUUGUUGUAUCAUUCGCUCUCUCAUAUAAGUACUUAGAUAAUAUCUAGAUUAUAUUAUAUAGCAUUAUGUAAAAAAAUGUACCAAUUUUAGAUAAUGAAUUUACAAAUAAUCAUAUUCCAUUUAUUUGUUGUUCAUUAUCAUUAUAUUAUUUAUUUAACUGUUAUCGCACCCCGUACACAAAUUUCAGUUUGGUCCAAAGAAAGGUUCGACUAGCAGAGAAUGCCUUACGGCAUAACGUCCACCGGUUGUUCAUUUCACGUGCUUUCAAUUUAAAUAAAUAAAUUAUAAAAUUUAACAUUUAACAAUAGCAAUAAAUAACAAAUGUUAUGCCAAUUGUAAGGUAAAAUGUAAAUAAAUAAAUAUAUGAUU